GCCUGACCAAUGCUCGAGUGGGGACGGAUAAUGGAUCCAUUCCUAUCCACGGCGCAGAGGAUAAUGAAUCAUGAUAUCCUGCAUCUGCCUCGUCUUGUUCAAAAGACAUAUAUCCCUUGAUCAACAGGCAAGAUUGAAGACAGAUUGACGACAGAUUGAAGACAGUUUCAAGACAGAAGGGGAUUAAACUCUGGAGGCGGAAAGACGGUCGAAUCCCAGCCAUCGUCACUGCCACAAACCGUCAUCCUGCCUCCCAACCCUUGCGUGAUCCCACGUUACCGAUGUCGAUGAGACAUUCAUGUACCUUUCCGACACUAUUAAUAACGAGCAUGACUCUUCUGGGUGGUCUUCCAAUGCAACUGUUACUGCAGAAAGUACGGAUGGCAGGACACAAACUGUCGGUAGUUGUCAACCCUCGCAACUACACAUCCAACCAGAUCUCGAGUCCUCAGUAUAGUACGGAAUGCUCCGUAAGUACCGAUCCGAUUCCCUUGGACUCUCCUUUCACGAUGGGAUUGAUAUCACUCAGAUUUGAUACUCCGGGUGGCACCAGACCCUGGCGUUGUCUGAGCCGUCGCCUUCGCUUAAUGCAUCUAGUCCCCUGCCUGGGGCACCGCCUCUAAUUUGGGUCGGAGAAUUUUAUAUUAACGUUGAGAUUAAUGUCAUUACGACUGACUCGAAGGGAGGAUUCAUUUUUUUUUGUGAUUGAUGUGAUUCCAUUCGACGGGAUCAGGGGCGCAGUGAGACAUCCACGCGGUACUUAUUUUGGCUUUUUUCCCCUUAC
Aspergillus candidus is the source of this 784-nucleotide messenger RNA. RefSeq lists its product as uncharacterized. The transcript has a single exon. The record is from RefSeq and is a predicted model, not a curated record. The coding region runs from base 282 to 623 and encodes 113 amino acids. Lineage: Eukaryota; Fungi; Ascomycota; Eurotiomycetes; Eurotiales; Aspergillaceae.